AUUAAUGCAGGCAACAUUUCUCUCUAGAGCCAUCAAUGUGAUUGUACUGCUAGAAAAAAUGUAAUAACGAUGGAUUUUCUUUUCUUUUUUCUUUUCUCUCUCAUUGGAACUUCAGAGUCACAGGUUGAUGUUUCUGGUUCUUUUGAUGACACUGUGUAUGAUAUCACGCUGUCUUCAAUUUCUGCCACAACCUACAGCUCACCCGUGAGUAGAACACUGGCAACAAAUGUGUCAAAACCGGGGCCUCCAGUCUUCCUAGCCGGGGAGAGAGUUGGCUCUGCCGGGAUUCUCCUUUCAUGGAAUACCCCUCCUAACCCAAAUGGAAGAAUCAUAUCGUAUGUUGUUAAAUACAAGGAAGUGUGUCCAUGGAUGCAGACAGCGUAUACCCGAGUGAGAGCGAAGCCCGACAGUCUGGAGGUCCUUCUCACUAACCUUAACCCUGGAACAACAUACGAGAUUAAGGUUGCUGCCGAAAACAGCGCUGGCAUUGGAGUGUUUAGUGACCCAUUUCUUUUUCAAACCGCAGAAAGUGCUCCAGGGAAAGUGGUUAACCUCACAGUGGAGGCCCUCAACUAUUCUGCAGUAAACUUGAUUUGGUAUUUACCUCGGCAACCAAAUGGUAAAAUCACCAGCUUCAAGAUCAGUGUCAAACACGCCAGAAGCGGUAUAGUAGUGAAGGAUGUCUCCAUCAAAGUAGAGGACCUUUUAUCUGGGAAAUUACCUGAAUGUAAUGAGAACAGUGACUCUUUUCUGUGGAGUACCACCAGCCCCUCUCCAACCCUCAGUAGAGCCACACCUCCACUUCGUACUACACAUUUAUCCAACACAUUGGCACGGAAUAAGAUCAGCUCUGUGUGGAAAGAGCCCAUCAGCUUUGUGGUGACUCACUUGAGACCAUACACAACGUAUCUCUUUGAAGUUUCAGCCGUUACGACGGAAGCAGGGUAUAUUGACAGUACCAUUGUUAGGACACCAGAAUCAGUGCCUGAAGGACCACCCCAGAACUGUAUAACAGGCAAUGUCACAGGAAAGGCGUUUUCAAUUUCAUGGGACCCACCAGCAAUUGUCACAGGAAAGUUUAGUUACAGAGUUGAAUUAUAUGGGCCAACAGGAAGGAUUUUGGAUAAUAGUACAAAAGACCUCCGGUUUGUGUUUACGCAUCUCACGCCAUUCACAAUGUAUGAUGUCUAUGUUGCUGCAGAAACCAGUGCUGGGGUUGGACCCAAGUCAAAUCUUUCAGUAUUCACUCCCCCAGAUGUUCCAGGAGCAGUGUUUGAUUUACAGAUCGUGGAGGUAGAAGCCACAGAAAUAAGAGUUUCUUGGAGGAAACCUCGACAACCAAAUGGAAUCAUCAGCCAGUACCGUGUAAAAGUGUCAGUCCUAGAGUCAGGAGUCAUUUUGGAAAACACUCUGCUCACAGGACAAGAUGAGUAUAUAAACAACCCCAUGACUCCAGAAAUAAUGAACCUAGUAGACCCAAUGAUAGGAUUCUAUGAGGGCUCAGGAGAGAUGUCUUCAGACCUGCACUCCCUGGCUUCGUUCAUAUACAACAGCCAUCCACACGACUUUCCUGCCAGGACAAGAGUUGAAGACCAAAGAUCACCAGUUGUAGUGGCCACCAGGAAUCAGUAUAUGACUGACAUUGCUGCUGAACACCUGUCUUAUGUUAUCAGGCGGCUUGUACCCUUCACUGAGCACACGAUUAGCGUAUCUGCUUUCACUGUCAUGGGCGAAGGACCACCAACAGUUCUCACUGUUAGGACACGUGAGCAAGUGCCAAGCUCCAUCCAAAUUAUAAACUAUAAAAAUAUUAGUUCUUCAUCUAUUUUGCUAUAUUGGGAUCCUCCAGAAUAUCCCAAUGGGAAAAUCACUCAUUAUACAAUCUAUGCAAUGGAACUGGAUACAAACAGAGCCUUCCAGAUGACUACUGUAGAUAACAGCUUUCUCAUCACAGGGUUGAAGAAAUAUACAAGAUAUAAAAUGAGGGUUGCUGCCUCAACUCAUGUUGGGGAAAGUUCUCUGUCAGAAGAAAAUGACCUCUUUGUGAGAACUCCAGAAGAUGAGCCAGAAUCAUCACCUCAAGAUGUCAAAGUAACUGAUGUGUCUCCAAGUGAACUGAGCUUGACCUGGUCCCCACCUGAGAAACCUAAUGGGAUCAUUAUUGCCUACGAGGUGUUUUACCAAAAUGCAGAUGCCUUGUUUGUAAAGAACACCUCCACCACGAACAUAACUUUAAGUGACCUGAAACCUUACACACUCUAUAAUAUUUCUAUCCAGUCAUACACCAGACUUGGUCAUGGCAAUCAGUCAUCCUCAUUACUUUCUGUAAGGACUUCAGAGACUGUACCUGAUAGUGCGCCAGAAAAUAUUACUUACAAAAACAUUUCCUCGGAAGAGAUUGAGAUUUUCUUCCUUCCUCCAAGGAGUCCCAAUGGCAUCAUACAAAAGUACACGAUUUACCUCAAGAGAAGUAAUAGCCACGAGGCGAGAACUAUAGAAACAACCUCUCUCACUCUCACUAUCGGAGGACUGAAGAAGUAUACCCAUUAUGUGAUUGAGGUGUCUGCCAGUACACUGAAAGGUGAAGGAGUUCGGAGUAUGCCAAUAAGCAUACUGACUGAGGAAGACGCUCCUGACUCUCCUCCUCAGAACUUCUCCGUGAAACAGUUGUCUGGUGUCACCGUGAUGUUGUCAUGGCAACCACCCUUGGAGCCAAAUGGAAUUAUCCUCUAUUACACAGUUUAUGUCUGGGAUAAAGUAUCAUUAAAAACUAUUAAUGCAACUGAAGUAUCACUGGAGUUAUCCGACUUAGACUAUCAUGCUGACUAUAGCGCCUAUGUAACAGCUAGCACUAGAUUUGGUGAUGGGAAAACAAGAAGCAGCGUCAUUAACUUCCGAACACCAGAGGGAGAGCCCAGUGAUCCUCCCAAAGAUGUCCACUAUGUGAACCUCAGUUCUUCAUCGAUAAUUCUCUUUUGGACUCCUCCUGUAAAACCUAAUGGAAUCAUACAAUAUUAUUCUGUUUAUUACCAAAAUACUUCAAGUACUUUUGUGCAGAAUUUUACACUUCUCGAAGUAACCCAGGAGCCUGGCAAUGUGACAGUGUCUGCAAGAAUCUAUAAACUGGCAGUAUUCAGCUACUAUACAUUUUGGCUAACAGCAAGUACUUUAGUUGGAAAUGGGAAUAAAAGCAGUGAUGUAAUUCAUGUCUACACAGACCAAGACAUACCUGAAGGUGGUGUUGGAAACCUGACUUACGAGUCCCUUUCAUCAACUGCAAUAAACGUGAGCUGGACGCCACCAUCUCAACCAAAUGGCCUCGUCUUCUACUACGUUUCCCUGAAUUUACAGCAGAGCCCCCCGCGGCACAGGAGACCACCGCUGACUACAUAUGAAAACAGCAUAUAUUUUGAUAAUCUGGAAAAAUAUACUGACUAUAUAUUUAAAAUCACUCCAUCAACAGAAAAGGGAUUCUCUGAGACCUAUACUGCCCAGCUACACAUCAAAACUGAAGAAGAUGUUCCAGACACUCCACCAAUAAUCAACACUUUUAAAAAUCUUUCUUCUACCUCCAUUCUCUUAUCGUGGGAUCCCCCAUUAAAGCCAAACGGUGCAAUCCUAAGUUACCAUUUAACUUUACAAGGAACCCACGCCAACCGCACUUUCGUCACUUCCGGUAACCACAUAGUACUGGAAGAACUCUCGCCAUUUACUUUAUAUAGUUUUUUGGCUGCGGCAAGAACUAUGAAAGGACUUGGUCCUUCCAGUAUUCUUUUCUUUUACACAGAUGAGUCAGCGCCUUUAGCACCUCCCCAGAAUUUGACUUUAAUCAACUACACUUCAGAUUUCGUAUGGCUGACGUGGAGUCCAAGCCCUCUUCCGGGCGGUAUUGUUAAAGUGUAUAGUUUUAAAAUUCAUGAGCAUGAGACUGAUACUGUAUUUUAUAAGAAUAUUUCAGGUUUUCAGACUGAUGCCAAACUUGCUGGACUGGAGCCUGUGAGCACCUACUCAAUUAGUGUGUCUGCCUUUACCAAAGUUGGAAAUGGCAAUCAGUUCAGUAAUGUGGUGAAAUUUACAACCCAGGAGUCUGUUCCAGAUGCUGUACAGAAUAUUGCAUGUGUGGCACGUGACUGGCAGUCAGUAUCAGUGAUGUGGGACCCACCAAGAAAAGCAAAUGGAAUAAUUAUUCACUAUAUGAUAACAGUUGAAGGGAAUUCUACCAAAGUCUCCCCCAGAGACCCCAUGUACACUUUCACAAAACUUCUUGCCAAUACAUCAUACAUCUUUGAAGUAAGAGCGUCAACCUCAGCUGGUGAAGGCAAUGAAAGCCAAUGUAAUGUCAGCACACUCCCUGAGACAGUUCCCAGUGUUCCCACGAAUACAGCAUUUUCUAAUGUCCAGUCAACUAGUGUAACACUAAGAUGGAUAAAACCUGAUACUAUCCUUGGAUACUUCCAAAAUUACAAGAUAACUACUCAGCUUCGUGCUCAGAAGUGCAGAGAAUGGGAGCCUGAGGAAUGUGUUGAACAUCAGGAAGUUCAAUACCUCUAUGAAGCAAACCAAACAGAAGACACCGUGCGUGGAUUAAAGAAGUUUCAAUGGUACAGAUUCCAAGUGGCUGCUAGCACCAACGCUGGGUACGGCAAUGCCUCCAGCUGGAUUUCCACACAAACGCUGCCUGGCCCUCCCGACGGUCCUCCUGAAAAUGUUCGCGUGGUUGCGACAUCCCCCUUUGGUAUCAAUAUCAGCUGGAAUGAACCUGCCAUCAUAACUGGACCAACCUUCUACCUGAUUGAUGUCAAAUCGGUAGAUAAUGAUAACUUUAAUAUUUCCUUCGUGAAGUCAAAUGAAGAAAACAAAACCACAGAGAUUAAUGACUUAGAAGUAUUCACAAGGUAUUCUGUGGUGAUCACCGCUUUUGUUGGAAAUGUUAGUGGGGCAUACACAGAUGGGAAGUCAAGUGCAGAAGUGAUCAUUACGACUUUAGAAUCAGUGCCCAAGGAUCCACCUAAUAAUAUGACAUUUCAGAAGAUACCGGAUGAAGUAACCAAGUUUCAGUUAUCAUUCCUCCCGCCUUCUCAGCCCAACGGCAAUAUCCAAGUGUAUCAAGCAUUGGUUUACCGAGAAGACGAUCCUACUGCCGUCCAGAUUCAUAACCUCAGCAUUAUCCAGAAGACAGACACGUCCGUCAUUGCAAUGCUCGAAGGCCUGAAGGGUGGACAUACAUACAACAUCAGCGUUUAUGCUAUCAACAGUGCUGGCGCCGGCCCAAAAGUGCAGAUGCGAAUAACCAUGGAUAUUAAAGCUCCAGCACGACCAAAAACCAAGCCAAUUCCUAUUCAUGAUGCCACAGGAAAACUGCUUGUGACGUCAACAACAAUUACAAUCAGAAUGCCAAUCUGCUACUACAAUGAUGACCACGGGCCAAUCAGAAAUGUGCAAGUCCUUGUGGCAGAAGCAGGAGCUCAGCAAGACGGAAAUGUGACAAAGUGGUAUGAUGCAUAUUUUAACAAAGCAAGGCCAUAUUUUACAAACGAAGGAUUCCCUAAUCCCCCGUGUAUAGAGGGAAAGACUAAGUUCAGCGGUAAUGAAGAAAUCUAUGUGAUAGGUGCUGAUAAUGCCUGCAUGAUCCCUGGAAAUGAGGAGAAAAUUUGCAAUGGACCUCUGAAACCCAAAAAGCAGUAUUUGUUUAAAUUUAGAGCCACAAAUGUCAUGGGACAAUUUACUGACUCUGAGUACUCUGACCCUAUUAAAACUUUAGGUGAAGGACUUUCAGAAAGAACCGUGGAGAUCAUACUGUCAGUCACUUUGUGUAUCCUCUCAAUCAUCCUCCUUGGAACAGCUAUUUUUGCAUUUGCAAGAAUCAGACAGAAGCAGAAGGAAGGUGGUACGUACUCUCCUCGGGACGCAGAGAUUAUUGACACUAAAUUCAAGCUGGAUCAGCUCAUCACGGUGGCAGACUUGGAGCUGAAGGACGAGAGAUUAACGCGGUUACUUAGUUAUAGAAAAUCCAUCAAGCCGGUAAGCAAGAAAUCCUUCCUGCAACAUGUUGAAGAGCUUUGCACAAACAACAACCUAAAGUUUCAAGAGGAAUUUUCGGAAUUACCAAAAUUUCUUCAAGAUCUCUCCUCAACUGAUGCUGAUCUCCCUUGGAACAGAGCAAAAAAUCGCUUUCCCAACAUAAAACCAUACAAUAAUAACAGAGUGAAGCUGAUAGCUGAUGUAAGCAUCCCGGGAUCAGAUUACAUUAAUGCCAGCUAUGUUUCUGGAUACUUAUGUCCCAAUGAGUUUAUUGCCACCCAAGGCCCAUUACCGGGAACAGUUGGAGACUUUUGGAGAAUGGUGUGGGAAACCAGAGCGAAAACAUUGGUAAUGCUCACACAGUGUUUUGAGAAAGGACGGAUCAGAUGCCAUCAGUAUUGGCCCGAGGACAACAAGCCAGUGACAGUCUUUGGAGACAUACUGAUUACAAAGCUUAUGGAGGACAUUCAGAUCGACUGGACCAUCAGGGAUCUGAAAAUUGAAAGGCAUGGAGACUGCAUGACUGUCAGGCAGUGUAACUUCACGGGUUGGCCUGAGCAUGGGGUUCCUGAAAACACCACCCCUCUAAUUCACUUUGUGAAGUUGGUACGAACAAGCAGAGCACACGACGCUACCCCUAUGGUUGUGCAUUGCAGCGCUGGGGUUGGAAGGACGGGAGUUUUCAUUGCUCUGGACCACUUAACACAGCACAUACAUGACCAUGACUUUGUGGACAUAUAUGGACUAGUAGCUGAACUGAGGAGUGAGAGAAUGUGCAUGGUGCAGAACCUGGCACAGUAUAUCUUCUUACACCAGUGCAUUCUGGAUCUUUUAUCAAAUAAAGGAGGACAUCAGCCGGUCUGUUUUGUUAACUACUCCACACUUCAGAAGAUGGACUCUCUGGAUGCCAUGGAAGGUGAUGUGGAACUUGAAUGGGAAGAAACUACCAUGUAAAAUUUGGACCAAAGUUACAAAUAGAAGACAGAAUUUUCAGAUCCCAGGAGCCAAAAUCAUCCCUCUUGCUUCUGAAAUGAACUGGGCAAAGGAAAUCUUCAUGCUUCCUAGAUGGUGCCUCACUAACUGGGUUGAUCGGUUUAUGGACAGAUGGUUGUAGGAAAACAGUCCUAUAAGAUAGUUAUUUGUUUUAUAUAGAAUUAAAUAUUAUGUAUUUUAAAAUGUCUAAGAAAAUACAUCAUGCAAGUUUUUUGAGGUCCUUAAUUCUUUUUGAAGUAAGCCAAAUAUAAAAUUAUUAUUAUUAUUCUAGCAUACCUGUUUCAGAAUACACUUUCCCUUUGUAUUGGAUUUCAUUUUAAAGAAAAGCUGUAGAUGUUCAUUUGGUAGUGUUAUUUUGGCCUCCGGGGUGGUGCUGAUGUUUCUUAUGGACGACUUCCAAGACUGUCAUAAUGAUCUGCACUUCCACGCAUGCCCCUGGCUUUUGAAUCCUCUGUUUUAUGAGUGUCAAGAUAUCAUCUACUGAUCCCGAACAGCUGAGCAGUAACCUCGUGACACUGCAGAGAGUGCUCAGCCUUUAUUCCAUGCUCAGUAGCUCUCGGAGACAACGCAAGGCUAUUUAAAUUGUACUGUGAUCUUCAGUUUGCAAAAAGUGAAAAGAAAAUUUCAAAGUACAUCCUCACCUAUGAAGUUAUAGAGCAUCUUUCUCAGCUGCCUACACUGGUACAGGCACAGGUUGCACCCACUAUGGUCUCGAAAAACAUAGACAAGUGAAUCAGAGUAUUUGUCAGCUUGAUGUACAUUCAACACUAAUAGUUUUGAAGAGUUUCUGGAUAGCAAUGUAUAAAAACGGCAAUAAAGCCAUACAUUGUGUUGCACGUGUGUAAGCUGAUGAACGCCAUGCUUCUGUGGCGCCAACAGGAACUUCCCUGUAGAUGACACCACUGAAUAGCCUGACUUCGUACCCGAGGGCUGAGUAUACAGAAGAACACUCAGUAUAACUUAAAGAAAUUAACAAGGCUGGAACAAAUAAGACAUUACAAAAAUAAACUCAUUUUAGCUUUCUUUUCUCUGUAUAAAAGUGUAUGAAAUUGUUUUGUCACAGAGUCAAAAUCAUAAUAACAAAAUAGCAUUCAUCAUCCUAAUUCUGUGAUAAGAACCAUACCUUGCACUUUAUCAAGCUCUACAGACAGAAAACUUGAGAGCUAAUGAAAGUGAAUAUUAAUGAAUUGGGUUACCUUGAAGCAUGAUUUGAAAUAUUAAUUAAACUAUAUGUAUAUAUGAAGACAUCAGCAAUUAUAUUAAUUAUAGUUAUUACAUAGUAACAUAAAAUCUUUUCUAUAUUAGUACAACAUAAUUGCAAUUUAUAUGUAAUUCACAUAAAAUUAUUUCUAAAGGCAUCCUUAAAAAUUAAUAUUGAUAUGGAAAUGCAGUAUCCAAGCAAUUAAAUAUGUUAUUCUAAAAAGCAGUACCAAAAAGUUCAAGAUUUGCAUACUAUUUUUUUUUACAAAAAGCAUAUACAAAUGAAUAGUAACUACAACUCCAACGAACAUGUUUGUGCUAUUAUUGAAAGUUACAAAAAGCAAUAACAAUUGAGGAGAAGUCUAAAAGUUUCAACUUUCAGCUAAACACUCUCUAUUGAAAAAUGUAUGGCAACCAGCAGGGUUUUUGUGUUCAUGGAGACAGAAAGUCUAUGAAAAGUACUGACUGGAUUUACUUUUAAAUAUAGUAAAUAAUAAUGAUGAUGAUGAUGAUCACAAUAAAUAAAAUAUAUAGUUUGAUUCAAAGGCUAGAUCAUUGUCUAUGAUAUCUGCAAAAUGGAUUCAUGAGAAUAGUUUUUUCUGGGUUGCCCAGAGUGUUCACGUGUGAAUAUCCAUAAAGCACUGAAUAAUAUUAGCUUUCUUCUAAAAUAGCUCUAACUGAGCUGUAGCUUUUUAUUAAGUCACCUGCAGAUUAUUUUAAAAUGAAAGGGUUUCUUCGGUGAAAAUAAUAGAGCCCUGAGAAUCACUUUUUACUUAUACUCCAAGUAUAUCACUGUUUGAUAUCAAACCAUAUUCUAAAUAAUUGUGAAUCUAUAGAAGACAUUGGGAUUAGAAUAAUUUUAGAUCUCCCAAAAAUUAGUAAAGAUAACUUUCAAAAGGAUUUGAAUACUUUACUGAAAACAAUAUGUAGGUUGUUAUAUCUGCACAGCUUAGUGAUACAUUGAGAGAUUUUUAACUGAGAGUAGAUGGAUAGAUAAACGGUUUCCUAAUUAUAUAGUGAAAGGACCCAUGUAAAUUGUAGUUCUACAGGUGGCUACUAAGUGCAAAUUAAAAUGAAGAACACCUGUAGCUUUUUUAGCUCCAAUUUGUCAAAGUUCAUUGAAGCAUUUGUACUAUAAAUGGUCAACAUGUGUUUCAUAGGAAUCAAGUGAAACUGGAGCCUCUCUGAAUGGUUCGCCAGAGACCAGAGCAGCUGCGGGUAGUGCCUCUCCUUUCAUGCUGCACUUAAAUGCAUACUUUAUUUUUUUUCUGUUACUGUAUAAGGAAAUGUACAUAAUAAGUCUUUUGCAAAAAUACUAAUUAAACUUUGACCUCGACAUAAAAGAACGAACCGCAUUCCGGAAAACUAUACCAAACCCUUGAAUUUUAAAAUGGAAUUGGUGUUCAGCAGAGGGUUCUGUAAGCUCAUGUUUACAGUCAUUAAGAUAACCAAGUCUGUUUACAAGGUCCUUCAGAAAAUUCAGUCGUAUUUUUAAGAGAAUUGGAACACAAAGUGACUUGAAUUACUCAACUAAAUGAUGCUAAUCAUUGAAACUUGAACGUUGUUAAAUAUUAACUCAACAAAAUGCCUAUCUUCUUAAAAUGGAGAAUAUUUCAGGAUAAAUGAUUUAUUCAAUAUGGACAGUUUCCAGGUAGAAUAUUGUCUAGUAUAUCUACUUGUGGAGAUAAUCUAAAUAACACUUAUGAUUACAUACAUGAAAGGUUUUGAAAAAUAAAAUAAACUUUAUAUGGUUAGAAA
Molecule: messenger RNA, 9972 nt
Organism: Mus musculus (house mouse)
Lineage: Eukaryota; Metazoa; Chordata; Mammalia; Rodentia; Muridae
Gene: Ptprq
Product: protein tyrosine phosphatase receptor type Q
Exons: 45
Coding region: 70-6975 (2301 amino acids)
Biological process (GO): phosphatidylinositol-3-phosphate biosynthetic process
Cellular component (GO): apical plasma membrane; basal plasma membrane; stereocilium
Molecular function (GO): phosphatidylinositol-3,5-bisphosphate 5-phosphatase activity; phosphatidylinositol-3,5-bisphosphate 3-phosphatase activity; phosphatidylinositol-4,5-bisphosphate 5-phosphatase activity
Source: RefSeq, marked validated